GGGCCCGCAGCUUCCGCGGCUGAGAGGAGCCGGCGGCGGCAGUGUCUGUGGUGGCCGCGGCGGCGAGAGCGACGGUCCCAUCCUACCCACCUUCUCCGUUGCCGCUGGCCACACGCCCUCCGCUGGCGGCGACUUCCCAGCUCCGUACGCCGGGGCUGGACAGUGAACCUCGAGAGGAGACGCGGGCGGCCAGAGCCGGAGUGGGGCGAGCCGCGGAACCCGGCCGGGAGCCGCGUGAGGCGUGAUCGGAGGGUAUGGUUGGCAUGGAAUUGAAUUUCAUCUGUCUGUGGGAAUUGUAAGCAAGAUUGCCAUCACGAAAGCCAAAGUGGAUUUCUCCAGUGUGGUGUGCCUGCCCCCUUCCGUCAUUGCUGUGAAUGGACUGGACGGAGGAGGGGCCGGCGAAAAUGAUGAUGAACCAGUGCUCGUGUCCCUAUCUGCGGCACCCAGUCCCCAGAGCGAAGCUGUUGCCAAUGAACUGCAGGAGCUCUCCUUGCAGCCCGAGCUGACGCUAGGCCUCCACCCUGGCAGGAAUCCCAAUUUGCCUCCACUUAGUGAGCGGAAGAAUGUGCUACAGUUGAAACUCCAGCAGCGCCGGACCCGGGAAGAACUGGUGAGCCAAGGGAUCAUGCCGCCUUUGAAAAGUCCAGCUGCAUUUCAUGAGCAGAGAAGGAGCUUGGAGCGGGCAAGGACAGAGGACUAUCUCAAACGGAAGAUUCGUUCCCGCCCAGAGAGAUCGGAGCUGGUCAGGAUGCACAUUUUGGAAGAAACCUCAGCUGAGCCGUCCCUCCAGGCCAAGCAGCUGAAGCUGAAGAGAGCCAGACUAGCCGAUGACCUCAAUGAGAAGAUUGCACAGAGGCCUGGCCCCAUGGAGCUGGUGGAGAAGAACAUCCUUCCUGUGGAGUCCAGCCUGAAGGAAGCCAUCAUUGUGGGCCAGGUGAACUAUCCCAAAGUCGCAGACAGCUCUUCCUUCGAUGAGGACAGCAGCGAUGCCUUAUCCCCUGAGCAGCCUGCCAGCCAUGAGUCCCAGGGUUCUGUGCCGUCACCCCUGGAGGCCCGAGUCAGCGAACCACUGCCCAGUGCCACCUCUGCAUCCCCUACCCAGGUUGUGUCUCAACUUCCGAUGGGCCCGGAUUCUGGAGAAAUGCUUUUCCUGGCAGAGCAGCCUCCUCUGCCUCCCCCACCUCUGCUGCCUCCCAGCCUCACCAAUGGAACCACUGUCGCCACUGCCAAGCCCACCCCCACGCUCAUUAAGCAAAGCCAACCCAAGUCUGCCAGUGAGAAGUCACAGCGCAGCAAGAAGGCCAAGGAGCUGAAGCCAAAGGUGAAGAAGCUCAAGUACCACCAGUACAUCCCCCCGGACCAGAAGCAGGACAGGGGGGCACCCCCCAUGGACUCAUCCUAUGCCAAGAUCCUGCAGCAGCAGCAGCUCUUCCUCCAGCUGCAGAUUCUCAACCAGCAGCAGCAGCAGCACCACAACUACCAGGCCAUCCUGCCUGCCCCGCCAAAGUCAGCAGGUGAGGCCCUGGGAAGCAGCGGCAACCCCCCAGUACGCAGCCUCUCCACUACCAAUAGCAGCUCCAGCUCAGGUGCCCCUGGGCCCUGUGGGCUGGCACGUCAGAACAGCACCUCACUGACUGGCAAGCCGGGAGCCCUGCCAGCCAACCUGGACGACAUGAAGGUGGCAGAGCUGAAGCAGGAGCUGAAGUUGCGAUCACUGCCCGUCUCAGGCACCAAAACUGAGCUGAUUGAGCGCCUUCGAGCCUACCAAGACCAAAUCGGCCCUGUCCCAGGAGCCCCCAAGGCCCCUGCCACCACCUCUAUCCUGCACAAGGCUGGCGAAGUGGUGGUAGCCUUCCCGGCAGCCCGGCUGAGCACAGGGCCAGCUCUGGUGGCAGCAGGCCUGGCCCCAACUGAGGUGGUGGUGGCCACGGUGACCAGCAAUGGAGUGGUGAAAUUUGGCAGCACGGGCUCUACACCGCCUGUGUCUCCUACGCCCUCAGAGCGCUCACUGCUCAGCACCGGCGAUGAAAACUCCACCCCCGGGGACACCUUUGGUGAGAUGGUGACGUCUCCCCUGACGCAGCUGACCCUGCAGGCCUCGCCACUACAGAUCCUCGUGAAGGAGGAGGGCCCCCGGGCCGGGUCCUGUUGCCUGAGCCCUGGGGGGCGGGCAGAGCUAGAGGGGCGCGACAAGGACCAGAUGCUGCAGGAGAAAGACAAGCAGAUCGAGGAGCUGACGCGCAUGCUCCGGCAGAAGCAGCAGUUGGUGGAGCGGCUCAGGCUGCAGCUGGAGCAGGAAAAGCGAGCCCAGCAGCCCGCCCCAACCCCUGUCCCCACCCCUGCCCCUCUCGGCACCCCAGUGAAGCAGGAGAACAGCUUCUCCAGCUGCCAACUGAGCCGACAGCCCUUGGGCCCUGCUCACCCAUUCAGCCCCAGCCUGGCGGCCCCAACCACCAACCAUGUAGACCCUUGUGCUGCGGCCCCGGGGCCCCCGUCCGUGGUGGUGAAGCAGGAAGCUGUGCAGCCUGAGCCCGAGCCGGUCCCCGCCUCCCAGCUGCUUCUGGGUCCUCAGGGCCCUGGCCUCAUCAAGGGGGUUGCACCUCCCACCCUCAUCACUGACUCCACAGGGACCCACCUUGUCCUCACCGUGACCAAUAAGAAUGCAGACAGCCCUGGCCUGUCCAGUGGAAGCCCCCAGCAGCCCUCAUCCCAGCCUGGCUCUCCAGUGCCUGCCGCCUCUGCCCAGAUGGACCUAGAGCACCCAUUGCAGCCCCUCUUUGGGACCCCCACUUCUCUGCUGAAGAAGGAACCACCUGGCUAUGAGGAAGCCAUGAGCCAGCAGCCCAAACAGCAGGAAAAUGGUUCCUCAAGCCAGCAGAUGGACGACCUGUUUGACAUUCUCAUUCAGAGCGGAGAAAUUUCAGCAGAUUUCAAGGAGCCGCCAUCCCUGCCAGGGAAGGAGAAGCCAUCCCCGAAGACAGCCUGUGGGUCCCCCGUGGCAGCACAGCCAUCACCCUCUGCUGAGCUCCCCCAGGCUGCCCCACCUCCGCCGGGCUCACCCUCCCUCCCUGGGCGCCUGGAGGACUUCCUGGAGAGCAGCACGGGGCUGCCCCUGCUGACCAGUGGGCAUGAGGGGCCAGAGCCCCUUUCCCUCAUUGACGACCUCCAUAGCCAGAUGCUGAGCAGCACUGCCAUCCUGGACCACCCCCCGUCACCCAUGGACACCUCGGAAUUGCACUUUGCUCCUGAGCCCAGCAGCACCAUGGGCCUGGACCUGGCUGAUGGCCACCUGGACAGCAUGGACUGGCUGGAGCUGUCGUCAGGUGGUCCUGUGCUGAGCCUGGCCCCCCUCAGCACCACAGCCCCCAGCCUCUUCUCCACAGACUUCCUUGAUGGCCAUGAUUUGCAGCUGCACUGGGAUUCUUGCUUGUAGCUCUCUGGCUCGAGACUGGGGGUGGGGAAGGGGCUGGGAGCCAGGGUACUCCAGUGCGUGGCUCUCCUGCGUGAUUCGGCCUCUCCACAUGGUUGUGAGUCUUGACAAUCACAGCCCCUGCUUUUUCCCUUCCCUGGAGGCUAGAACAGAGAAGCCCCUACUCCUGGUUCGGGCCCACCCAGGGCAGAGGAGAGCAGCUGUCAAGCAGCAGCCCUGGCUCUCACGCUGGGGUUUUGGACACCCAGUCAGGGCCAGGGCCAUUUCAGCUUGACCUCCUUUUUUGAGGUCAGGGGCACUGUCUGGCUACAGUUUGGCUAAGGCAGGUGAAGCCCAGCCAAAGCCCAGCCAGGAGGCUUCUCUUCUGACCCAGGGCUGAGACAUACCAGGGGGUGAAUCUCCUUUUCGCUCCCUGCUUUGCUGUGAAGGGAUAAAUUAGCCUGGGCUUCUACCCCUAGUCCCUGUGUCUGCCAACCCCAGGGCUUCCUGGGAUGGGGCUCCCUGCCAUUUUAGUGUCUUGGUGUAGUGUAACCAUUUAGUGGUUGGUGGCAACAAUUUUCUGUACAGGUGUAUAUACCUCUAUAUUAUAUAUCGACAUACAUAUAGACAUAUAUUUUUGGGGGGGGGGGGGGGACAGGAGAUGGGUGCAACUCCCUCCCAUCCUACUCUCCCAGAAGGGCCUGGAAGGCCACGGCUCCUAGGGACUGGAUGCAAGGUUACCCUUGAGCUAUGUGCCACCGUCUGGUGCCCAGUCUGGCAUGCGGCUACCCAGGCCCACCCAUCACGUGUGAUUGACAUGUAGACACCCUGCCACGGCCUGUGCCCCACCUGCCCUGCUUCCUGGUUCCUUAUCAGUGCCACGAGGGCAGAGGUGCUACCUGGCCUUCCUGCCAGGAGCUCUCCACCCACUCACAUUCCGUCCCCGCCGCCUCACUGCAGCCAGCGUGACCCUAGGACAGGAGGCAGUUGGGCCCAGCUUCACCCUGCUGUGGGGCUGAGAGAUGGCCAUGAGGUUGUGGCUGUCUCCUGCCCUGGGGCCACUGGCUUCACACUCUGGCCUGAUUCAUAGGGGAGUAGGGGUGGAGUCACCAAAACCAGUGCUGGGAUAAAGAUGGGGAAGGUGUGUGAACUUUUUAAAAUAAAAACAAAAACACAGG
Piliocolobus tephrosceles (Ugandan red Colobus) is the source of this 4587-nucleotide messenger RNA. RefSeq names its product myocardin related transcription factor A (gene MRTFA). NCBI's taxonomy places the organism in Eukaryota, Metazoa, Chordata, Mammalia, Primates, Cercopithecidae. The transcript is spliced from 15 exons. The record is from RefSeq and is a predicted model, not a curated record. Gene Ontology annotation, molecular function: transcription coactivator activity. Gene Ontology annotation, cellular component: nucleus. Bases 626 to 3433 code for a protein of 935 amino acids. Gene Ontology annotation, biological process: smooth muscle cell differentiation; positive regulation of transcription by RNA polymerase II.